Messenger RNA from Microthlaspi erraticum, 912 nucleotides. The record is from the annotation of a GenBank genome assembly. NCBI's taxonomy places the organism in Eukaryota, Viridiplantae, Streptophyta, Magnoliopsida, Brassicales, Brassicaceae.
AUGGGGUUUGAGAUGAAACCAGAGAAAGACGUUUUGGAAUUCAUGUCGAGUAAGAAUCAAUGUAAAGCUAAGAACAACCCUAAUAAUCCCAGUUCUGUUAAUUCGCCUAAUAAUAAGAAUAAGAUGAAGAGGAAGAAUAAGAAGACGGUGAUGGCGUGGCGACGGAAAAAGACUGAUUCUCCGGCGGAUGAGACAACGGCCGUGCGGCGGCUUUUUAAUACCUGCAAGGAAGUCUUCUCCAAUGGCGGUCCUGGAGUUGUUCCGUCUGAAGAUAAAAUCCAACAGCUACAGGAGAUUCUUGACAUUAUGAAACCAGAGGAUGUCGGAUUAACUCCGACCAUGCCGUACUUCCAACCAAACGCCGUACCAGAGAAUCUGUCUUCGCCACCAAUAACGUAUCUGCAUCUACACCAGUGUGAUCAAUUCUCGAUUGGGAUUUUCUGUUUGCCGCCAUCUGGUGUCAUUCCUCUUCAUAACCAUCCAGAGAUGACUGUAUUUAGUAAGCUUCUCUUCGGUACGAUGCACAUCAAGUCGUAUGAUUGGGUGGUUGAUGCUCCAAUGAGAGAUCCGAAAACUCGGCUGGCAAAGUUGAAGAUGGACUCGACGUUAACCGCACCAUGCAACGCCUCGAUUUUGUAUCCAGAAGAUGGCGGGAACAUGCAUCGGUUCACAGCAAAAACAGCCUGCGCGGUGCUAGACGUGCUUGGUCCUCCUUACUGCAAUCCAGAAGGCAGGCAUUGCACUUACUUCCUUGACUUCCCUCUCGACAAAUUCUCACCAGAGGACGACGACGUUUUGAGAGGUGAAGAGGAGAGGAAAGGUCAUCAUGCAUGGCUGCAAGAAAGAGAUGAUAAUCCAGAGGACCUUAAUGUAGUUGGAGCGUUAUACAGAGGCCCAAAGGUUGAGGAUUGA